Molecule: messenger RNA, 1384 nt
Organism: Ectocarpus siliculosus
Lineage: Eukaryota; Phaeophyceae; Ectocarpales; Ectocarpaceae
Source: the annotation of a GenBank genome assembly
GAGAGGUCGAUACUCACAGCACUGCUUUCGGUCAUUGCACGGUCCUUGUGGUCUCUCUCGGCCGGUACCGCACUGGCUGGCACCGUAGUCGUACACGGUUUGAGCGAUGAACGUGCCGCCGAUGGGGCCCGCGAUGGCUCGCACGGAGCUCUCCAGCCUGCCCAUUGCUCCGUCCAACCGGGAUCGCCUCCUGAGGGCCGGGUUUCGCACCCUAAGAGACGUGGAAGGCGUUCAGCCCUUGGACCUUUCACGAGAGCUCAAGGUUUCUUCGCAAGAGGCGUUGGCUAUCCUCAGAGAUAUCUCCGCUGCCACGGGGGCUUCCGCGGAGGGUGGCGGCGACAACGGGGGUAUGGGAUCAGCGGCGGCGGCGGUGGCGGGAGGCGUGCUUAGAGGCGGCCUCGCGGGUUCGCAGGCAGGAGCGUCGGCUCGAGAGCUCAUCGUGCGGGGCCGGCACAAGAAGCCAAUCAUUACUUUCUGCCGAGAGAUAGACGGCAUGAUGGGCGGAGGCGUGCCCAGGGGAGAGCUGACGGAGGUUUGCGGAACCCCGGGCGUGGGCAAAACCCAGUUCGGCAUGCAGCUGGCGGUAGACGUGCAGAUCCCGCACCAGUUCGGCGGCGUCGGCGGCGGUGCCCUGUACAUCGACACCGAAGGAAGCCUUACCGUAGAGAGGCUGUCCCAGCUGUGCUCGGCGGUGGUGGAACACUUGCAAAAAAUUGCCAGGAACAAACGCAAGCAAGGAGUUCCAGACCUCGAGUCGGCGGUUCCGACGCAGGAGGCGUUUCUUGGUGGCAUUCACGUCUGGCGGUUACACGACCACGCCGAGCAGUUGGCCGCGGUGCGAACCCUCCCCGAGUUUCUGGUAGCACACCCGGAGGUGAAGCUUGUGGUGAUGGACAGUGUGGCGUUUCACUUCCGACACGCCUUCCAGGACAUGAGCGUGCGCACUCGUAUGCUGAGCAGGAUGGCGCAGCAGCUGAACGAGGUCGCGCAGGCGCACUCGCUAGCGGUGGUCCUCGUGAACCAGAUGACCACGAAGGUUAUGACCGGACAUCGCGGAGAGUCCUCGUUGGUCCCGGCGCUGGGGGAAAGCUGGGCACACGCCGCAACAAACCGUCUGCUCCUCUUGUGGAAGGGCCAAGAGAGGUUCGCCGAGCUUCUCAAAUCUCCACGUCUCCGCCGAAAAACUGUUCCGUUUUCCGUCGUCGGCGUCGGCAUCCGAGACACGCAAUCUUCGCGAGCGGCGGCGGCGGCGGCGGCAGGGGCGACGGCGGCUAGCGGCGGCGGAUCGAGUUCGGGAAAACGCUCUUCUUCCGCUUCGGAGGGACAAUAUCAAGCGGCGAAACGGCACGUUGGGCACCAUGCGAACCAAUCACGGACCUUGUAG